ACGGUAGAGCUACAACAUAUUCUGUUAUUUUUUAUAAUGCUAAAACGAUGGCCUUAUGAAAAGCAGUGCAUUCGAUUAAAAAAUAAAGGAAUAGUCAUUGUUUGUCGUUUUGUUAAACUGUGUCAUUUCGAAAUUACAAAAACUGAAUAAAAUGAGAAGCUUCGUCAUUUGGAUUCUCGCGGCGGAAAGUUUAUAUUCUGUGUUUGCAUUAUAUACCGAUUGCACAUGGACAUAUUUUGAUAAUGAAGUGGUGGUAAACUGUUCUGGAAGAGGUUUGACAUCAAUACCAAGGUUUAAUGACAGUGUCACCUAUCUAGACUUAAGUCACAACAGAUUCUCAUCCAUUCCCGUGAAAUCAUUGCCUAAUAAUUUGAAACAUCUUGAUAUUUCUUGGAAUAAUAUAAAACAAAUAAAAGGUAGGACAUUUGAAUUUUUAUCAAAGCUGAAGUUUCUAGAUUUGUCUUACUGUAAUCUACAGGACGUUGACAGAGCAGUCUUUGGAGAGCUGAUAAAUCUGCAGCAUCUUAAUCUUUCAUAUAACAGAGAACUAGGAUUUGCCUCUUUGCCUAAUAUAACGUUUCACCUAAACAAAACAAAAAUGUUGUCUUUAAUCAUUGAUGGAAUCAAUUGUGCGACAGGAAUUGGUACAUAUAUCAGGAAACAUCAUUUGGAUGGGAUUCGAACAACUCAUUUGAGAAAACUGUCACUUGCUAAUAACAGGCUUGAACUUUUUGAACGUGGUGUAAUUUAUAACUUACCGAAAACUUUAAUGUUUUUUUCAAUAGCAGGGAAUAAGGUGACUGCUGGUGAAUACCUUAUUGAAAUGCACACAAUGUCAAACGUCAGAGUAAUCGAUAUGAGUUAUCAAUAUCACCCACAGGUAAACUAUCCCUACUCAGUUCUAGAGAAUUGCGAAGAGAAAGUUGAAAAAGAAAGGAAAACUCGUUUUAAAGGUUUCAAUACUCAAGCGGUACUAAGCGGACCAAAUUGGAGUAUGCCUCUGCCUCCAAAUUUAGAGACUUUGUAUUUGCAAUCUGGCAGAUAUAUAAUUAAAAAUCCAAGUUUUUCCCUUAUAGCACCGAAUCUACGGCAUGUAUAUUUACAAAAUAAUUUUAUCAUGUCUAAUAGUGGUCGAAUAAUAUUCCCAAACAAUACCAUAAUUACAUGUGAUAUUUCAAACAAUAUAUUUUCCCAUAAUCCAGUGAAUGAUGGCCGUCACAUGAAGUACUUGAAUAUUUCAAACAACAGGUUCGAUAAAAGUUUUAUGACAGACACAGAUGGUACAAUAUUUGCAACUUAUACUAGUUUGGAGGUAAUAGAUAUGUCUUUCAAUAACAUUUUCUCUCUCCCAACGAUGCUACUUAAGAACUCACACAAGUUGAGGUACAUAAAUGCUAGCAACAACAGACUAUCAAACUGGAUGGUAGAUCUGACUGAAAUGCCAAAUCUAAUAUCAUUAGAUUUGUCUGAAAACAAAUUUACAACUUUAAGUGAAGGAGACCGCAACCAUUUUGAAAAGGCGUUUCAGAACUCUAAUUUGUCUAUCAAUUUGUUUAGAAAUGGGAUAACUUGUACGUGUGAAAAUCAAGAAUUCUUGAUUUGGAUACAAAAGCACAAAAAACAUUUUCUAAACUUUGAAAACUACACUUGUUCUACAAAACGUACUUAUUUUGAUUUCAAAAAUCUAAGAUCUUCCUUAGCCAUCCUGAAAAAGCAAUGCGCGUCAUACUUAGGCUGGUACAUUGCUUGUGCAGUCACAUUAGCGACAUUCCUAACUUUUUUAAUAAGUGUACUACUUGUUCGAAACAAAUGGAAAAUACGGUAUCUUAUUUACAAAUUCAGGCAAAGAUUUGGGUUUGUAGCUCCAUUCAAAAAGCAUUUGCCAACCACAAUGCAUUAUCAAUAUGACGCCUUCAUUUCCUAUUGUGGGCGUGAAUUGAUGUUUGUUCUCAAAGAAGUCUUACCUAGGAUCGAGGUUGACAAAAAUUUAAGACUCCUGAUCAGAGACCGGGACUACAUACCGGGUAUUCCUAAAGUUGACACCAUUAUGAGCAGUCUACAGGAAAGCAAACGGACAGUUUGCAUAGUGUCCAAAAAGUAUUUGGAGUCUAAGUGGCGUGACUAUGAACUAAACAUGGCUAAAGUAGAAGGCAUCAAAGAUCGUGGAUCUCUUGAUUAUGUCAUUCUUAUACUGUUACCUGAAGUUUAUAACGAUGAAAUUCCGCAUAAAAUCAUUGAUCUGAUUCGGAAAGACCGCUACAUUGAGUAUCCGAUGGAAUCCUGCGCUUAUGAUGAUUUCUGGGAUCGAUUAAUCAAGAUGAUUGAAGAAUAACUGUUGCUUGACUUAUCGAUUAUGAUUAUUUUGAACUUAUUUUAUAAAUACAUUUCUUCACAUUGUUUAAAUAGAAGAUACUUACUAUAACAUUUGUUUAGUUUUCUUUUUUUGGUGAUCUUUAUUUUCUUAUCAUCUCUUUUUUUUAACUGAACUUUGAUGUUACAGAUUGAAUUGGACGUUUAUUGAUCCUAGAGUUAUUCAACUUUCAACUAAUUGGUAUUUGAUUUUUAUCGAACAUGACAUGUUUAGGCAAAACGAAUGUAUCCAUAUACAAUCUUUAUUUAACAUUUUUUUAAAUUUAAAUUUGCCUAAUUAAUCUGCCCGGACUAAUGUAGAGAUCAAACAUGAUUCCAGUGAUAACUUAUUCAUAUAGAAGAAUUGGAUGUCAAAAUUAUAAAC
Magallana angulata is the source of this 2734-nucleotide messenger RNA. RefSeq names its product toll-like receptor 4. Gene Ontology annotation, molecular function: transmembrane signaling receptor activity; protein binding. The transcript has a single exon. The coding region runs from base 152 to 2332 and encodes 726 amino acids. Lineage: Eukaryota; Metazoa; Mollusca; Bivalvia; Ostreida; Ostreidae. The record is from RefSeq and is a predicted model, not a curated record. Gene Ontology annotation, cellular component: membrane. Gene Ontology annotation, biological process: immune response; inflammatory response; toll-like receptor signaling pathway.